Molecule: messenger RNA, 1105 nt
Organism: Papaver somniferum (opium poppy)
Lineage: Eukaryota; Viridiplantae; Streptophyta; Magnoliopsida; Ranunculales; Papaveraceae
Product: two-component response regulator ORR26-like
Exons: 4
Coding region: 44-676 (210 amino acids)
Biological process (GO): phosphorelay signal transduction system; cytokinin-activated signaling pathway
Molecular function (GO): DNA binding
Source: RefSeq, a predicted model, not a curated record
AGAGAAGCCAGGUUGUUUUGAUCUUGUCAUAAGUGAUGUACAUAUGCCAAAAAUGAAUGGAUUUCAGCUACUUCAGUGCAUAUUGCAGGAAUUCGUCAAUCUUCCCGUGUUUCUGAUGUCCGGUGAUAACGAACGUGAAAUGGUGACAAGAGGAAUCCUAAAUGGUGCUGCAUUUUAUCUGACCAAGCCUUUGACUUAUUCUGACAUUGAGAAGUUAUGGCAACAUGUUUUUACAAGAAAGAUGGAAACCAAAAUCAUGAAACAAACAGAAAUUCGUGGACAAGAUUCGCUGCAGCAAGAAAAACAAAAGAUUAGUAGCAUUGAUGGAUCUUCUAAAGCUAAUGACCAAGAAACACUGCACAAGACAUACGAAUUAACUAAUAGGAAAGAACCUCUUGACGAUCCGCUGAGCGAUGAUGAAACAAGUCGCCUUCCUCAGAUUCCAAAGAACGGCAAAGGGGUUAUGUGGAAGGGAACAUUACAAAAUCUCUUCCUGCAAGCUGUUGAAUACAUGGGGGUUACGCAUGCUGAGCCAAAGAAGAUACAAGAAUACAUGAAAGUUCCAGGAUUAACUAGAAAGAACAUUGCAAGCCACCUUCAGAAGCACAGGUUCAAAGAUCGAGUGGAAAAAAGAACAGAUCCAAGUACUAGUGCACCGUUAAAUGUACAAACUUAGAGUCCUCAAGAAACAUCUCAAUAUUCAUUUUCAUCAUUCCAAGCAGAGUCAAGAGACAGUAGCUUUCAGGGUUUUAAUGCGCCAUCAUCGUUAUUUCCGACAAACAACAAUCAAAGGUUAAUGGCGCCAAUACAUCAACCAUGGCUUUCACAUAAUACUUCUAUUGAGAAUGAACAAUCUAUUAAUCCGCAAAACAAAGCUGUUAUCAGCCAUUGCAACACGACCAUUUGCAGCGACGAAUUUAUGGCCGAACUCAUCUUCAACGCAGGGCGAAUAUUUAGUAGAUGGUGAUACUGAUGAUAGCGACACCAUUUAGCUAGAACAAGCUGGUUAGCUAUGGAUGGAGUGAAAAGUUGUAUGCUUGUACCAAUUAUCGUGGAUCAGGAGUCGAUCUUCUAUCUUUUACGCCAUGUUGUAUUUGUAGAUUUA